Messenger RNA from Closterium sp. Naga37s-1, 654 nucleotides. The record is from the annotation of a GenBank genome assembly. Lineage: Eukaryota; Viridiplantae; Streptophyta; Zygnematophyceae; Desmidiales; Closteriaceae.
AUGGGUGAAAUCGUGUCGGAGGACCACGUCGUUCAGGAACUAGUCAGAUCAGUGGAGGAUAUACCCAUCGGCAUCGCGGAUGUUCUGACGGUGCUGCAGCAGCUGUGCUCAGAGCACGACCCCAAGGACAUGUCCGCCGUGCUGCACCAUGCCCAGACAUACGCGCUCGACGACUUGCCCCGGCUGCGCCGCCUCGUGCGUCUCUCCAUGCGCCCCUUCGAAGCCGCGUGUCAUUACCCUCUCGCUAACUUCCCCGCAGUCAUGCAAGGUACCAUCACUGCAACCGCCGCUGCGACGAGACCUGCGCCCUCUCUUUUCUACCUUAACGUGCGCUCUCCUUUUUCUCGAGUUUGGCUGCUGAGUCCACAGACCUGCGUGGCGGCGCGCUUGUCUGAGAUUCAGCUGGCGGCGUCAUUUCCCAAGGACGAGAAGGAGGUGGUCGCAAUCAGAGCCGCGCACCGGCGCGCUGGUAACCAGAAAGCACGUCAUCUUGCAGCCACGCACCGUGCAGGAGCAGUACGAGCAGCAGGAGGAGCAGGAGCAGGGGCCACAGGAGCAGGAGGAGCAGGAGCAGGAGCAGCAGGAGCAGGAGAAGGAGCAGGAGCAGCAGCAGCAGGCACAUGGGGACCUGGGUUGGUAGCAGGAGCAGAGUGA